Molecule: messenger RNA, 570 nt
Organism: Dentiscutata heterogama
Lineage: Eukaryota; Fungi; Glomeromycota; Glomeromycetes; Diversisporales; Gigasporaceae
Source: the annotation of a GenBank genome assembly
AUGGACAAAACAGCAAAUUCAAACGUUGCAAAUGCCCUAACACCGAACGCCACUGCGAAUACAAUUUUACCAGCCGCACACUUUCCAACACCAAGUCCUCGUUCACCUUCAAACUCUUCAGAUCACACUGGAACCACGUCUUCAUAUGACUUUUUAUAUGAGCUUGUGCAAAAACGUAUAACGACUUUUUCAUAUUUGAAACGAGUUCAUGAGGGAAGGAUACAUUGGUUUAACACACCUUUCGAUUUGGAUUAUUUUCAGACAUUCUAUACAUUAUGCGACAUGCUUGUGGAAGUAUAUAACAAACUGCUGAUAGGGACUAAUAACAUAGUGGCACCCAAUUUUAUAGAAAGUGUACUAAAAGUUGAUGGAAAAUUUAAGAAAAUAAUUUCUCAAGUAUCGAAAGAAGUAGAUACAUUAGCUCGUAAUAAUCUCAAGGAAGAAUUACGAAUAAUUGAUCCAAUUAUAAUGAUGUCACCAACUAAUACAACAUCAGGAGGUGGAAUAAUUGCUAAUACAAACAACACUGCAAUAAUCAAUGGGAAUGAUGGCUUAUGGGAUGAAGGAUGA